This is a messenger RNA of Ostertagia ostertagi, 1554 nucleotides long. The record is from the annotation of a GenBank genome assembly. NCBI's taxonomy places the organism in Eukaryota, Metazoa, Nematoda, Chromadorea, Rhabditida, Trichostrongylidae.
AUGACUGAAAUGGAUGAAAAUAUGCCGAUGGACACGGAGACGGUCAUGCCCGCAGCAGAAACCGAAAAUGUCCCUAAAUGUGACAGCCAAGCUGAAAAUGACUCCAAAAUGGCACCCAGUGCCUCUGCGAUGGAAUCCGAUCAGGGACCAUCUCACCCAGCUCCAAGCUCAUUCCGCGACAGAACACAAUCCGAAGCGGCGUCCUCCAUAAGCGAUCAAGAUGACGGAUCUGAGAAAAGAAGAAGGCGCUCAACUCGUGACAUAAAACGGCCGAAAUUUGACGACGAGUUGGUCGACAGUGAUAGAGAGCUCUGCGACUCCAGCUGCCAAGCAUGCUCACUCGUUACGGCGAGAAGACCCACGCAUAGCGUAGAAGACCGUCAGACAGCCGAAGAGGAAGAGGAAGCAGCAAAAAUGGAGAAGAAACGCCGUGAAGCGAGAAUCGCACAGAAAGAUAUUCGAUGCAAGGAGUUAGUCGCGGCUACAGAAGCGGCGGACGGCAUGACAUCUGCUGAAUUACGGCCGUUGGACAGCAGCAGACGACGUGGCACUGGUUACUGCAGUAACACAUCGCCUCAACCAAGCCUCGAGCUAACAAAACCCUCAAAACAAUGUGAUAUGGCACUUUCCAUUCGCGCCUCAAGAAACGCUUAUAAACACGACACAAUGACUCGAUAUUUGAGGCUCAUGUGGUUUUCUCGUUUGUUUUCGUUUUGCUUCCAGGUGCAUGAUUUGCGCGCUGCAUAUGGUAGUAUCAAGUUCAGUCGACCAUAUUCCUUAGAAGAUAUCGAGGAGAGACAAGCCAAGAAGAGGAUGAAUGAGCUACCAGUCGAAGAAAUCCUGCGAAUUCAAGUCGGUUCAGUUUUUAUAUCUCGAACGGCAUUCACGAUGAGGGAGGAAGACCUGUUGCGUAGUCUGGAUCUCGGAAAUAUGUCGUGCCCGGAUCGAGCGAUGAUGGAGGACUUGAUAAAGAAAUAUCCUGAAGAUUUCCACUCGGCUCGUACCCCUCAGUCGUUGUUGGAUCACUGGCACAUUUUGAACUCGUAUGGAAUCCUGGCUCCAGGUCCGCAAUCAGGAAUGGUCGACUGGGAGUUGUUGGAGCGAACGUACGAUCUUACCGGCAGGGUGAACUUUGAUGAGACCAGAGCACUGAACGCGGCAGCCGCGUGCGACGCCCGCGAACGCGAAUUCGCGAAAGUCGUAGUGCAGCCGGUGACGGGCAUUUGCAGCCCAGCUACCGAUGUUCGGGCCACGUUACGAGGUCGAGUGGUUCGUUACCUUGUGCGGACCGACAGAGUUGUACUGGGUCGGAGCACACCACGCGAUCCUGUUGAUCUCGAUCUCGCGCUAGAAGGCCCUGCCGAGAAGGUCUCGCGACGACAGGCGGUGAUCGCGCGCGAUCCCGCUACUGGACAGUUUGAGAUGACAAACGUCGGCGCAAGAACGGUGUUUGUGGACGGCAAAGCGCUCGGAACGAACAAUCGUACGCGACUCGUCGACAACUCGAUCAUCCAAAUCGCCAUCAUACGCCUCGUGUUCCGAAUUGGUCAGUGA